AUGGUGGAUAAAUCGCUCAACGCCGAAUUUAUCGAUGCACAUAAUGAAUACCGUGCAUUGCACGGAUGUGGAAAGCUUAAAUUUGAUAUGGCUUUGGCCCGGAGUGCUCAAAAAUAUGCGGAACAAUUAGCCCAACUGGGUUAUAUGAAUCACAGUUCGUGUGACGGUUACGGAGAAAACCUGGCUGCUCGAUCCUCUUCUGGCGUGGCCAUAAUGACUGGCAGAGAAGCAACUAAAAUGUGGUACGACGAAAUCAUUCUGCACGAUUUUAAGGGAGGUUACAACGGUGCUACUGGUCAUUUUAGUCAGGUGAUCUGGAAGAACACGACAAACGCGGGAUUCGGACGAGCUAGCACCAAAGACGGUCAUAAGAUGUUCAUGGUAGGGCAUUACACCCCACCUGGAAACGUGCAGGGUGAAUUCGAGGCGAACGUACCCAGGUUAACUUCACGGAAGAAGUCGUCGGUAUUUGGAAAACUCUUCCAGAAGCGUAAGAAGUCCAAGGAACCAAAAGUGGUAUCAAAAAAACAUGGAAAGAAUAGUGCCGGUGAAAAGGAGAUUGUCGUGAACUCAAAGAAACGAGGAAAAAGUCAGUCCACUGAAAGAGAAAUUGUUGUUCCACCGAAUUCUCAUGCUCGAAAAACCGCAUCACCGGCAAAACAGACAUUGUUCUCCUCCUCGACCACAUCGUCGUCAACUCACCGUGUGGUUAUUGUGCGGGAAUUCGAGGACAAAAAUAGGUCGAAAGGCGGAGUUUUCAAAAAGAAGCCCUAG
Messenger RNA from Fasciola hepatica (liver fluke), 774 nucleotides. NCBI's taxonomy places the organism in Eukaryota, Metazoa, Platyhelminthes, Trematoda, Plagiorchiida, Fasciolidae. The record is from the annotation of a GenBank genome assembly.